Messenger RNA from Apis florea (little honeybee), 1855 nucleotides. RefSeq lists its product as uncharacterized. Lineage: Eukaryota; Metazoa; Arthropoda; Insecta; Hymenoptera; Apidae. The record is from RefSeq and is a predicted model, not a curated record.
GUAUGGAAGCAGCUUCUAUGUAAUCGAGAGAGGAAAAAAAAAAAAAAAAAAAAAGGACGGUGACCCGCCGCGGUUAAUGUUAUCGGAUGAGAGAAAGAUGUAAUCCUGCGCUCAUGGAAAAUAAGAAACCAGUAAAUCAUCGAUACUCGUGCGUUCAACAUGGCGAAAAUGUUGUUUCGAAACGUUGUUGUCUGCUGUUAUAUCAUUUCGGCGCUGUUGGUAUCCGACACCUUGGCGAUCGAAGGUGUGAAAGGUGGCCGUCACCGCGUUCAAUAUGAUCGAUCGCAGCUAGCCGUGAACAGCACGACGAUGCAAGGACUUUGCUACAAGAGAAUACGGUAUCAAGAUGCAGUCGAGUUGAACGCCACAGGUCAGUUCCCUCACAACACCCUCCCGAUGACUUCUCAGGAAGGCACGAAAGGCGGAUGGAUAACGAUUUUGGAUUGUUGCGACGGGUACAAGCGGAACCCUGGCUCCGGCGCCUGCGACCCGAUCUGCAGCGAGGGGUGCGUGGGCGGAAAGUGCACGGGGCCGAACGUGUGCAGCUGUUCGCCAGGAUGGGUCGCGGCGAGCGGCGUUUGCGUGCCCUUCUGCGAGCAACCCUGCCAGAAGGACGCCUACUGCUUCUCGCCCAACGUGUGCGCUUGCAAAUUGGGCUACGAGGAGGUGGACGGGGAGUGCAAGCCGAUCUGUCCUCACGGAUGCGUGAACGGCGAAUGCGUGGCGCCCCACGUGUGCAAAUGCGGGCCCGGAUACCAGCUCGAGCCCGGGAUGGAGGGGGCCAACUCGAAAUGCGUGCCGGUCUGCGAGAACGGUUGCCGUAACGGGGAGUGCACCGCGCCCGGAUCGUGCACUUGCCACGAAGGAUUCGUCAAUCCUCGAAACGAUCCCGAAUACUGUAUUCCCGACUGUCCCGCCGGUUGCGCCAACGGCAAAUGCAUCGCCCCGGGCGUCUGUCAAUGCGAGCCGAAUCACGUUCUCAACGGGAGCAACGCGUGCGUGCCCGACUGUCCUCGGGGUUGCGCGAACGGCGAGUGCGUCUCGCCAGGCGUGUGCAAGUGCCAGCCAGGCUUCACCUCGACUCCUCCGCCAACGACAAAUGCGUGCCGACUGCCUCGAGGUUGCGCCAACGGCGAGUGCGUCUCGCCAGGCGUGUGCAAGUGCCAGCCAGGCUUCACCCUCGACUCCUCCGCCAACGACAAAUGCGUGCCCGACUGUCCUCGAGGUUGCGUGAACGGUGAUUGCGUGGCGCCCGGUGCCUGCGCCUGCAAGCCGGGAUUCGCGGUCGAGGCGAGCAGCAAAAAGUGCGUGCCAACUUGUUCCCGAGGCUGCGUGAACGGGAGAUGCGUCGCGCCGGACGUGUGCGAUUGCGAUCCGGGCUACGCGCUCGACGGCGGGGACAAUUGCGCGCCGGACUGUCCCCAAGGUUGCACGAACGGCGAAUGCGUGGCGCCGGGCGUGUGCGCCUGCAACGAGGGCUUCGCGCUCGACCCGGACACCGGUCGAUGCGUCCCCUCCUCGCCGAGCGGGGGGGAAUUCUGCGAGUUGCCGUGCCUGAACGGCGAGUGCACCGGUUUGAAUCGGUGCACGUGCAAGCGUGGCUACGUUAUCAGCCCCUCGGACGUGACGAGGACGAGAUGCGUGCCAGUGUGCUUCGGCGGAUGUCACAAUGGCGUCUGCACGGCCCCCAAUCUUUGCGUCUGUAACCCCGGCUACACGAAAGAGAUCGGAGUCAAGGGGAGGCAAAGAUGCGUCCCGGUUUACUGAAUAUUGAUCAUAGCGUAAUUUCUUUCUCUCCUCUUUCUUUUUUUUUUUUUCUCUAUCUUCGUUGUACGACCGCUUGUCUCGGAGCAGA